Suillus plorans is the source of this 662-nucleotide messenger RNA. RefSeq lists its product as uncharacterized. NCBI's taxonomy places the organism in Eukaryota, Fungi, Basidiomycota, Agaricomycetes, Boletales, Suillaceae. The record is from RefSeq and is a predicted model, not a curated record. The coding region runs from base 164 to 529 and encodes 121 amino acids. The transcript has a single exon.
CAAAUACUUGCAGUUAACGCACAUACCAAAUCUCCCAGUCUCUGCUGUAUUGUCACAUGGCUCUUCUUAAUGCCAGCAUCAAGUCCACUCGCCAAGCUUUUUGUGCACCAGAUUCUGCGAGAGCCAGAGGCUGUUUGGAAGUUUUGUCAACGAUUCAUCAUCAAUGUUCUCAUCACCUUCAAGUCUUCCCUCGACGGUUGAAUUGCUGACCCGUCUAUUCAGUUCAUACAAGGUCACCUGUAAUAGAUAUUCCCCUCCCACAGGUCAAUUAUCUUGGCGCAAUUCUGUGAUGGGUGCAUCCGGCACCGGCAAUACUUCGAUCAUCGAUCAUCCUCCACCGAAGAAGCAUCCAAUAUCUUAUAUCGUCGCUUUCAAAGUCAUUCUUGUUUUCAUUCUUGUUCUUCGGUGCAGGGAUGACGCGGGCGUUUCCUAUCGUCAUGGACUUCUAGCCGGUGUCUUCAAUCUUCUGUCGUCAUAUCUCUGGUAUCGUCUAUCCUUCUAUCACUGGUGCACAAGCUGGAACAGAUAAGGACUGCAAGGGGAACCAAGGCCAGACCUCUAUAGCGGGAGGCUACGGCACUCUCUAUCCAGGACUGACUACGACACAGGCGCAGAACUCCUGCUACUACGCCAGGACACUGGCACUCCCGACGACCUGCGCC